Rotaria sordida is the source of this 1401-nucleotide messenger RNA. Lineage: Eukaryota; Metazoa; Rotifera; Eurotatoria; Philodinida; Philodinidae. The record is from the annotation of a GenBank genome assembly.
AUGCCGUUUCGAGACCAUUGGCGUGAUGUCAAAACCCUACAUAACGACGGAAUUCCAAUCGAUACGACAAGCAAUGAAACAGCAAAACUGUUUGAUGCAACAGUGACGCAAUAUGUUGGUUGGUACAAUGACAAGCAAUUAGGUGGUAUCAAAGCCAGUCUAUCUCGUCUUCUCGACUCCGAUCCAAAUUGUGCCAGCAGUCGUAUUCUAGCCGCUGCUAUUGGAAUGUUCUCAACGUCUCAUCCAUCUGUAUUAGUUCAUGCACAAGUUGUUGAAACACUCGGUGAUACAGUAAUUUCAUCCGAUCGCUACAUCAAUCUUCAUACACAAGCUCUCAUUGAUUGGUCACUCGGGUAUCGAUCUCGUGCUACUAACACAUGGGAAACUAUCCUUCUCAGUUAUCCUUUUGAUAUCAUGACUUUGAAAUUUGCACUCGACACCUAUGUUCAUCUUGGCAACCAAAAUAUGCUUCGAGAUUCGGUUGCACGAGUACUGCCCAUUUGGGAAUCAUCAUCGCCACAUCGUCCACUCAAAUCAUAUUUGUAUGGAAUGUAUGCAUUUGGUUUAGGCGAAACAAAUAUGGCACUACGAGCAGAAAAACAAGCUCGACUUGGACUGGAACUCAAUGAACAUGAUGCAUGGGCCACACAUGCGCUGGCACAUGCUAUGGAGUACAUGGGUCAAACAUCGGAAGGAAUCGACUUUUUGGAGAAAACUGAUAACCAUUGGCGUCGAUGCGAUAUAAUCGCACCACAUAUCGAUUGGCAUUGGGCACUAUAUGAAUUGGAACAAGACAAUUGGGAGAAAGCAGAGGACAUUCUUCAGCGUUGCUUUUUGAACAACAAUGGGACAGAAUUGAGCCGAUUAAAAUAUACUGAUGCUGCUUCGUUAAUCUAUCGUCUCAAACUGGCUGGACAUCCAUGUUCAUCACAAUCGAAUUCUAAAUUGAAACAGUUUCUCGAUGUUCAUUUGCGUGAUCAUCAAAUACUUUUCCAUGAUUUCCAUCACUACUUCGUCUUGGAUAAUAUCGCUGAUACCGAGAUGAAGAAAGACUUUCUUCGAUCACUCAAAGAAACAGUCGAAUCGUCCGAUACGAAUACUGGAAAAUUCUAUCGUGAAAUUGGUUCGCGUAUCUUUGCUGCACUUGAGCAUUUUGACGAAGGAGACUAUGCUCAAGUAGUGGAACUUCUGUAUCCCAUUCGAUACCAAACCGCUGUUGUUGGCGGAUCAAAUGCACAACGAGAUAUUUUCACUUUGUUACUAAUUCAUUCGGCGGUGUAUUCAAAUAAUAAUCAACAUCAACAAUUAGCCAAACGGUUGAUUAAUGAACGGUGUGAAAUGCGCGGGUCAACGAAAUCCAGAAUGAUGGAAAAUUAUGCAAAUACAAUACUGACGAACUGA